ACGCAGACUGCUUCUACAAACAUUUGUGAAAGACUGUGCAAUAAGUCCAUCUGUGAACUUUCCUUGCUACUAAGUAUUCCGCGGUCAGCUGUUAGUGGCAUUAUAACAAAGUGGAAGCAACUGGGAACAGCAGCAACUCAGCCACAAAGUGGUAGGUUACAUAAAAUGACAGGGUGGGGUCAGCGUAUGCUGAAGCACACAGUGAACAGAAGUCGUCAAUUGUCUGCAGAGUCAAUAGCUAAAGACCGCCAAACUUUGUGUGGUCUUCAGAUUAACACAACAGUGCGUAGAGAGCUUCAUGGAAUGGGUUUCCAUGGCCGAGCAGCUGCAUCCAAGCCUUACAUCACCAAGUGCAAUGCAAAGCGUCGGAAUCAGUGGUGUAAAGCAUGCUGCCACUGGACUAUA
Molecule: messenger RNA, 405 nt
Organism: Staurois parvus
Lineage: Eukaryota; Metazoa; Chordata; Amphibia; Anura; Ranidae
Source: the annotation of a GenBank genome assembly